Molecule: messenger RNA, 840 nt
Organism: Lodderomyces parapsilosis
Lineage: Eukaryota; Fungi; Ascomycota; Pichiomycetes; Serinales; Debaryomycetaceae
Product: metalloendopeptidase
Exons: 1
Coding region: 1-840 (279 amino acids)
Source: RefSeq, a predicted model, not a curated record
AUGGUACGAAAAGGUAAAGGCAAAUUUCCCAUCAAGCAGCCAAAUAGACCAUCACCUGUUGCAAAUGUCGGGAAGAUAGGUUCGCUUAUGAGAUAUCCAGAUAGAGAUUACGCAAAUUCCCUACUACAUGACGCGGUCAAACAACUAGCACCACUUAUUCACGAGUACAAUUUCAAGGUAGAACUACUAUGUGAGAUGUUUCCGAAAAGUGAAAACCUACUAGGUUUAAAUGUCAAUAAGGGGCGAAAGAUUAUGCUAAGACUCCGACACCAUCACAAUGAGAGACUGUUUUUGCCAAUGAGCGAUAUUCUUGGGACCUUUUUGCAUGAGCUAACACACAACGUCCAUGGAGCUCAUGAUAAGAACUUUUAUGACUACUUGUCAAAGUUGGAGAAGAGAUUUGAUGAGAUCAGGUACGGUAAUGUGCAUUCCAAUUACAGAUGUGAGGAGAACAGACUCGGGUUUGGAAGACUACAAUCAGGCGUGGUUGACGUAAGGGCUAAAAGAAUUGCCACAUUGAGCAAAACUGGUUUCAAAGCAGAAACAAAAGUUUUGGGACUGGCUUCUGCUAUCCAUAAACCAAGAACUCCAACUCCUCGUGAAGCGAGGUUGGGAGCGGCCCUUCGUCGAUUAGAGGACUCGAAACACUGUCAUUCCGAUCGUGAUCAGCAAAGCGAAGCUCCAGAUGAAAAGGAUCUAAACAUUGUAGAGCUAGAUGAAGAUUUUGAAAUUGAUAGUGACUCCGAUGUGGAAGUUGUUGAAGUUGUUGAAGUUGCACGGAAAGAUGGAGCUGAAGAUCGUGGAUGCAAUGAUUCAAAGGAGAUUAUUGUUAUUGACUAG